AUGCGCCGGGUGACAGACAUCACGGAUCUGCCCGUUGAACUUCUGCAGCACAUCUUCGCAUCUCUCCCCGACCAGAGCUUGACUGGGCGCUCGAACGAUCUAGGAUGGCUCGUUGCUGCACACGUAUGCCGUCUCUGGCGUAAUAUUGCUCUCUCAAAGAACGGGAGGGCCGUCAAAAUGGAAUUGCGACCCGAUCGGGCCCAGCAAGACGUACAAGCCCUUUUCCACGAAUUAUUCUCGCCUUUACCCGUCACUCUCAUUGUCGAAGAGUACCGGCUCGACUUGACACGCGCCUCCGCUCUUCACCAUCAUUGGACGAAUACGUUACAGCUCCUCAGCCUCCUCACGAAACGCGUCCAUGCGGUCUAUGUCAGGCUUCGGCAGCACACCAGCCGGCUGCAGGACGAAAGGAUCGAGGAGCUCCUCGCACUUGUGCUCGCUGAGCCCACUUUGGAAACGUUAAUCGUCGGGCAAUACUCUGGCUGGAUUGGAAGAACCGAGCGUGGUCUGAAGCUCUCGCCAGUACCGGAGCUCCAGGGUGGAGGGCUCCGUGUACUCAGAUUCGAAAGGUGUCGAUUGCAAGAACAAGCCGAGUUCCUUUCGACGCAAUCAUUGCUUGAGGAAUUCUGCACCGAAGUGCAUGGUCCCUUGCGGCCGUUCCUGCUUGGACUUUGCACAGCAAACCUGAAUAGGCUAGAUCUUACUGUGAACCCGUGGGGCGAUGAUCUAGGGAGAAGCGGACCAGAAGGGUCGAUCGAGAUGCCUGCUCUCUUUGAGUUGUCCCUGCGGGUCACAGUAAAGGAUGCUCUCACAUUCAUGCACGCCGUUCACCUGCCGUCACUUGUAUCCCUCAAGUUCGACUUCCCCGUUAUAGAUGUCAGUGGCAUCGAACAGUCUACCAGCCUGCUGGUCGACUGGCUCUCCUCUCGCUUUGGAGACAUCCCGGGCUGUACUCAGGUCAACAUAUUGGUCACUGCUACCGAGCUAUGCGUCAACAUGUCGUGGAGCACACCAUCAAAUCGCGCAACGCAUCGAAAGCUGAACGUUAGCUUUCCUCGUCUUCCCUCGGGGGGCCCUCCGCAUUUGACUCGAAGUGUGGAGGAGUGCGGGAUGUUCCUCUCCUGUCUAUUCGAGAAGUUUGCAGCCGUUGGUACUACUCACGUAGUAUCGAUAACUGCGGGUCCGCCCACUUUUGCUCAUCAUGGACCGUCUCCGCACUUGGCGCUCCUGAAGGAAAUCGUGCUGAAGUACAUCAACAAGUUGUACAGGACAACGAACCUGCAACUUGGGUGGCACGCAGCUCUUAUGCUCUUGCCACUUCAACCGGGACCGCUCCCGCACUUGUCCGAAUUACGGAUCGGCGCUUCUGAACUCGAGAGCACUGCCUAUCAGCUGCACGAGGAUCAACUCGCCUCCUUACGCUCCUUGGUGCGCGGUGAAGCCGACUCACGAGGAGUACGGUGUCGAGUCGAAUUGGACGGUGUCGACCUCCCGGUGCACACCUCAGUUCCUGAACCUGCCAGUGCAGCCAGGGAUUUGAGCGUUGACGCCAAUCUCAUGGAACGAGAGGCAUCAGUUCUUCUGUAA
This is a messenger RNA of Peniophora sp. CBMAI 1063, 1587 nucleotides long. The record is from the annotation of a GenBank genome assembly. Lineage: Eukaryota; Fungi; Basidiomycota; Agaricomycetes; Russulales; Peniophoraceae.